AUGAACUCGCGGCUCUCGGCGCUCAACAAGCUGCUCGUGGAGGAGAACGAGCUCUCCACGCGCAAGAUCUCGCAGCUCACGCUCGAAAACAUGCUCCUGCGACAGCAGGUCGCACGCCUGGAAGCGUCGCAGCAGCUCGGCGGACCGUCGCCGGGGUCUGUAGCUGCAGCCGCCGCCGCUGCUGCUGCGGCUGCGGCUGCUGCGGAUCCGAUGAAGCUCCCCGGCGCUGCUGCUGCCGCUGCUGCUGCUGCGGGAGGGCCCGUGCCCGGCAUUCCCACUGCUGUAAGCGUUCGUUCCAGCUGUUUUCGAAGCCGCACUUUUGCCACGAAAACCGCUCCAUGGCUGCCCUCCCUUGCUCAGCUCUUCCGCGUUCUCCCCUCAUACCUGCUCUUAACCCGAAACUACCCCCACCCAACUCCCCGCCCCCCUCGCCUUGCUCUCUCAAUCCCCAGCUCGUUUGAUUCCCCCCUUCCUUUAUCUCAUCCUUCCCUCACCUUCCUGCCUUUCCCCCCACCCACCCCUUGGCAUCAGGCGGUUCACCCCCCAGGAAUGCACCCAGGCCUGCCCCUGGGCCCGCCAGACAUCCCGGUUCUUCCCCCGGGAAUGCACCCCGGCCUACCGCUGGGUCAGCCAGACAUCUUUUCCCAGCUACGAGCAGCUGCGCUAGGAGGGUUGGGAGGUGUGGGAGGAGUGGGAGGGGUAGGAGGGGUAGGAGGGGAGUUUGGCGGAGGGGCAGCGGCUUUAGACGUGCUGAAGCAGCGGCAACUGGGAGCGGCACAGCAGCAGCAGCAGCAACAACAGCAACAGCAACAGCAACAGCAGCAGCAGCAACAGCAACAGCAACAGCAACAGCAGACACAGCAAGCAGAGCAGCAGCAGCAGCAGCAGUUGCUCCCAAGGCUGGGGUUUGUAGGCACCAAUCUGACAUCAGACUCUGCAGUCACCGGCUCCAAUCCUGCUGGCGACCCUGGCGCCUCUGGCCUGCUGCCCAUAGCGGAGCAAAUUUUAUCCGAGUUCACUUUUGAGUCGACUCAAGAGUCAACUCGAGUUCCUCAAUGGCCAUUGAGGUGUAUUGUGAGGCGCCUCAAUGGCCAACGCCACUGGCGCGUCCCAUGGACGUCUCAUGCCCCUGCCACUUCCCUGACCGUUCCCGUUCUCCUCCUGCCCCCAUGCCUUGUCUCCCUCCCCGUGUCCCCUUCACCCCCGCUGCCCUCCAGCCUGCUGCCCAUAGCGGAGCAGAUCCUGUCGGAGUUCCUGGCCAAGGCCACUGGCACGUCCAUGGACUUCGUCGAGAUGCCGGGCGUCAAGGUCGGAGCCGGCUACAUAGGCAAGGUCACCAUCGCAUGUGGAGGGCCCGGUGUUGCAGCUCGGGCGGCUGGCCUCGUCCUGCUGCCGCCCAGCAAGGCAGCAGAGCUGCUAAAGGACCGAGUGGCGUGGCUGAGGGAGUGCCGCCGCUGCGACGUGCUGGGGGGCUUCCGCACGCCCAAUGGGGGCACUGUUGAGCUCGUCUACACCCAGAUGUACGCUCCAACCACGUUGGCCCCUCCGCGUGACCUCUGCACUUUACGCUACACCUCUCUUCUAGAAGACGGCGUGGUCAUCUGCGAGCGGUCGCUCAGCAACGCGCACGGGGGCGCGUCCAUGCCGGCUGUGCCGUCGUUCGUGCGAGCCGAGAUGCUCCCCAGCGGCUACCUCAUCCGCCAGUGCGACGGGGGAGGCUCCGUCAUCAUUGCUGUUGACCACCUCGACCUGCAGGCGUCCAGUGUACCAGAGGUGCUGCGGCCGCUGUACCAGUCGUCAGCAGCGCUGGCACACCGAAUGACCAUAGAGGCCCUGCGCUACCUGCGCAAGGUGGCCAACGAGGGGUCGGGAGGGGGCGGUGGUGAGGCCACCAGCGGGGAGGGCGGGGCGGCGGGCAGCAGGGCUGAGUCGGGGCGGCCGCAGGACCGGCAGCUGACAGCGUGGCGCGCGAUCGCAGAGCGCAUCGCCAUCCUACCAAUCCGCCUUUCUCCCCCCUCCCCGCUUCCUCUUCUUAUGCAGGGGAUUCAACGAGGCAGUGAAUGGGUUUACAGACGAUGGGUGGGAGCAGAUGCCUGGGGAUUCAACGAGGCGGUGAAUGGGUUCACAGACGACGGGUGGGAGCAGAUGCAAGGAGACGGCAUGGAUGACGUCACCCUUGCUGCCAGAGCCACGGGCGCCGGGGGGAAGGCCGCAGGGGGGAUGGGGGGAGGGGGAGAUGCGCCUGGGCCUGUGGGCGGGGGAGUGCUGUGCGCCAAGGCAUCCAUGCUGCUGCAGGUUGAACGUGUCCCCGGUGCUCCUGCGCAAAACGUCUCCCCAGUGCUGCUGAUCAAGUUCCUGCGUCACCAUCGCUCCGAGUGGGCAGACGGCACGAUAGACGCCGACUCAGCAGCAGCCGUGCAGGCGACCAUGGGUGCCCGCGCUGCUGCUGCCGGCGCCGGCAAAGUGCCUCUGCCACUCGCCUAUGCUGUUGACCAGGAGGAGAGAGAGAGAGCGGGUGGGCUGGCUGGUAUGAUGGGUUCAGCAGCGGCAGAGCAGGCCACCAUGGGUGCUCGCGCUGCUGCUGCUGGAGGGACUGGGAACGUGCCUCUGCCACUCGCCUAUGCUGUUGAUAAGGAAGAGGACCAAGCUCGUGAAGCUCGAGCCAGCUGCUGCCACACGAGGGAUGGCAGGAGCGAGAGAAACGUUUCUGCUGCAGCCGCACUCUCUUUCUCUUCUCUAUUCCGUUUUGCUUCUCCCCGUUCCCCUCACUCUUCGCCCCACCCACCCCGCUUUCCUACCUACCCUCCCUUCUUGCCGCUCCUCCCUACUCCCCCUCCCUCCUCCCCGCUUCCACUUGUUCUCCCCUCCCCAUCCCCCCCUCCCCUCUUCUCUCUUCCUCUCCCCCUCCCCUCUCCCCCGUUUUCCCAUGUGAUAUCGCAGCUCUGCAGCGGCAUCGAGGACGACAGCACGUCAGGCUCCAUGUCAGCAUCAUCCGCCACGUCAGCGCCGCCGCACAGUGCGACAGCUCAGCUGGUCUUUGCCCCCGUGGAUGCAGCUUCCACGGCUGACACCGUUCCGCUGCUGCCAUCUGGCUUCCGAGUCAUCCCGCUCUCACUGCCACCCUCCCAGGACGGGCAAACGCUAGACCUGGCAGCAUCAUUAGACAAGCAGUCGCAGCCGUCCCAGCAGCAGCAGCUGCGAUCAGUGCUCACCAUCGCCUUCCAGUUCGUGUUUGACUGCCCGGCAGCCAAGGAGGGGGUGGCCAACACUGCCAGGCAGUAUGUGCGGUCAGUGCUGGGAAAUCUCGGCCUGCCCGGGCUUUCAACCGGCGGGCAGGGAGCAACAGGAAUGGGGAGUCAAGGAGCGGGUUCAAGCCUGGGGCUGAAUUCAAACCCAGCUGCUGCUGCUGCCGCUGCGGCUGCUGCAGCAGCAGGUACGAACAGUGGGGCCCUAGGGUUCCCUGGUGCUUCCCUUGCUGGUCUCAACAUCCCCGGUCUCGGGGGGCUUUAUUCCAAUACCCCCGGAUUUGGAGGGUUACAAUCCAACACGCCCUCCGGUCUCAACGCCUCUGGUCUAAACACAUCGGGAUUCCCAGGAGGCUUUCCUGCAGGGAUGAAUGCAGCAUUGCUUGCAGGACCCUCCUCCUCCUCUGCUGCCCCCACCACCACUGCUGCCACCGCCGCCGCUGCUGCUGGUGCCACGGGUGCUGCAGCGUUUUCGGCCUUGGCAUCUGGCCUCGGUAUUGGUUCUUUUGGCAACAUGAACGGGCAAGGAGUGGGCGGUUUGAACGGGCAGGGAGGCCUGAUGAAUCAAGGAGUGCUGGGGGGGUUAGGAAUGGGAGUGGGAUCUCUUGAUCCCAAUCGCUCCCCACCUGUCCCUCUCCCCUCUACUGCUGCUGCUGGUUCUUUUCAAACCGCUGCAGCUGCUGCAGCUAAUGCAGCAGCGGCUAAUAACGCUGCAGCUGCAGCGGCAGCAGCAGGGAAUCUUAGAUCUCCUGACGCUCGGCCGCCCGGCAUGCCCAGCAUGGCCGGACGGCUCCAUCCGUCUGCAUCUGGCGCAGCUACAGUCGCUACAGCCUCUGCCGCCCGAUCUCCCAGUGGUGCUGUAGCAGCCCUGGCGGGAGGUGCGGGGGAUGUUUCCGGACCUAGCCGCGUGGUUGGGGACGGCUCCGGGCCUAACCGUCUGGGUGGGGAGGGUUCGGCUGCAUUGGGGGUGAUAGGCAUGGGAAUGGGGAUCGGGGGAGGGUUGGGAGAGGUGAAAGGGGGAGGAAUGGGGGGAGGGGGGCCAGGAGCGGGAGGAGGGGUUGGGGAGAAUGGGAGAGGUGGCCGUGGGGUUGGACUGUCCGCUGCAGCAGAAACAGUCUGCUCCUACAUCCAUCAUUUCUCCACACUUCCCCCCUCCCCCCCCCCCUCCCCUUUCCUCCGUCCCUCUCCCCCCCCGUCCUCCCUCUCCCCCCCCGUCCUCCCUCUCCCCCCCCGUCCUCCCUCUCCCCCCCCCUCCUCCCUCUCCCCUUGUCCUUCCCUUCCCCACCAUGGCAGGGUGGCAGUGGGGUCACACCUGUCGCCAGCAGCAGGGGCAGCGCUAGCAGGGGGGGACUUAACCUCGCCUCAGUUAUCCUUCUCACUCCACUUCUCACUUGCCCCACCUCGCCUGCGCUUCCCUCAACCAUAUUCUGAUAGCCUCCUAACCUGCCCUUCUCCCAUCCCUGCCUUUUCCCAUCCCUGCCCCUUCCCAUCCCUGCCUUUCCCAUACCUGCCGCUUCCCAUGCCUCCCCGUUGGUCCGCCCACAGGCAUCGCCAGAGCUGCUCCUAG
This is a messenger RNA of Closterium sp. Naga37s-1, 4812 nucleotides long. Lineage: Eukaryota; Viridiplantae; Streptophyta; Zygnematophyceae; Desmidiales; Closteriaceae. The record is from the annotation of a GenBank genome assembly.